CAGUCCACCACACCACAUAGCUGUCUAGCCGCGCACUACCACAGGCCGCCACACUCAUUGCUCGCCACCACCACUCUUGCAUCGCAUGCCCGGCGCCGCCCUCUCCACGCAGCUAUCUAGCUAGCUCUAGCUACACAUACCUAACAGCAAAACUGCCCAAGAAUUCAGCCGUAGCGAGAUCAAUCCCGUCCCAUAUAACAGAGGCCAUUGCGAUCUGACCCGAGAGCUUUGUUUGUAGCUAUAGAUAGGCAUGGCGGAUCACCAGGAGAUGAUCCAUCCAGCUGCGGCUGCCGCCGCGGGCGGAGCGAGCCACGGCGGGGACUGGUGGAGCACGGCGGUGUCGUGCUCGCCGGACCAGCCGCCCGGGUUCGGCGCCGGCUUGUCCCCUGCGGGAGCGGCUGACGGCAGCAACAGGUCGAGGUCCGGCAACGCGGCCUCCUCGGAAUCGCCGGGGUCCAACUCGCUCGCCACCGGCGGCAGCUCCAUAACCUUCCAAGAGCCCGCGGGCGUCGCCGAUCCGGGCGCCGUCGUAGUGCCGCAGACGGCGACCGGUCUCGCCGCCGCCUGGAACCAGCCUUACUACUUGGAUGGAUCUGGUUUCCAUGGCUACAUGAGCUCAUCAAGAGGCGAUCAGGUUCACCUCGGCCUGAGGAGCCCCUCAUCGAAUAAUAACAGCCUGAUGCUACAAGACCCCCAUGAUCCCAACCACCAGUUCCUGUCCAACCUUGGACUAGAGCUGCUCUCGUCGCCGACCUCACCGUCCGGCGGUUUCCGGUCGUCGUCGCUGCUGAGAAGCCUCACGGAGCCGUCGGCGGCGGCGACGAAGCCGUCGCUGGGGUUCCAGCAGUAUCAGCAGCAGACGAUGAACCAGGCGCCCAGCAGCAUCAGGGAGGCUCUGCAGUUCACUAACAGCACGCCGUUCUGGAACCCUUCCUCCGGGUUUGCUGCGGCGGCGGCGGCGGAGGGGGCGGCAAGCUUAGGGACUGCCGCCGGACCACCGUCGGGGCAAUCUAAAUCUAGGCCGGCAAGUCUUGCAGCCAAGAGUGCACUAGAAGGUGCCGGGGACUCUAGCUCCAUCAUCACGAAGAAGGCGAACGCCGAUCCUACGCCGCUCAAGAAAGCGAGAACAGGGACACCAUCACCACUGCCGACCUUCAAGGUGAGGAAAGAGAAGCUAGGUGACAGAAUCACAGCACUUCAACAACUAGUCUCCCCUUUUGGAAAGACUGAUACGGCAUCGGUGCUCCAUGAAACCAUCGAGUACAUCAAGUUCCUGCAUCAGCAAGUCGGUUCACUCAGUGCUCCUUACCUAAAGAACAGGCAGCAAGUGCCCCAUUUGAAGGUCUCGAGGGACGGCGGAGAGGCGGCAGCGGCGAAGGGGGACCUCACCGGCCGAGGGCUGUGCCUGGUCCCUAUAUCGAGCACCUUCGCAGUGGCCAGCGAGACCCCGGUCGACUUCUGGUCACCAUUUGGUGCAGCCUUCCGGUAGCAGGCAUCAUAUGAUCCAGGAACUCUGCUUACUGAUAGUUCUACUAAUGAAGUCCUAACUCACAAUUACUAGUGAGCACAUAUAGCACUCCAUUACUGAAGUUAUGUAUAUGUGUAUAUAUGGCUGAAUCUUUGGAAUGGGCCCUUGAAGACUUGGAUUCAUUCUUCAGGUUCAUCAGAGAAUAAGGUGUCAGAUAUAUCUAACUUGGCAAUCAAACUGUAA
Panicum hallii is the source of this 1711-nucleotide messenger RNA. Its product is annotated as transcription factor bHLH112-like. NCBI's taxonomy places the organism in Eukaryota, Viridiplantae, Streptophyta, Magnoliopsida, Poales, Poaceae. The coding region runs from base 251 to 1489 and encodes 412 amino acids. Gene Ontology annotation, biological process: regulation of transcription by RNA polymerase II. Gene Ontology annotation, cellular component: nucleus. The transcript is spliced from 7 exons. Gene Ontology annotation, molecular function: protein dimerization activity; RNA polymerase II cis-regulatory region sequence-specific DNA binding; DNA-binding transcription factor activity, RNA polymerase II-specific. The record is from RefSeq and is a predicted model, not a curated record.